Molecule: messenger RNA, 9777 nt
Organism: Varanus komodoensis (Komodo dragon)
Lineage: Eukaryota; Metazoa; Chordata; Lepidosauria; Squamata; Varanidae
Gene: DCHS1
Product: dachsous cadherin-related 1
Biological process (GO): homophilic cell-cell adhesion
Cellular component (GO): plasma membrane; catenin complex
Molecular function (GO): calcium ion binding; cadherin binding
Source: RefSeq, a predicted model, not a curated record
AUGGAGCCUGCCCACUCCCCCUGCACCUGCCCUCUUCGCAGACGUGUCCUGCAGCGGCCGGCCAUGGGGCUGCUGGUCCUGUGGGGGCUGCUGCUGCUCGGGGGGCCCGUGCCUGGGCAGGGCUCUGCAGUGCUGGGCACCCUGGACUUGCAGAUCGAUGAGGAGCAGCCUUCGGGCACCAUCAUCGGGGACAUCAGUGCCGGGCUUCCCCCUGGCACCACCAGCUACAUGUACUUCAUCUCUGCCCAGGAGGGCAGUGGGGUGGCCACGGACCUAGAGAUCGAUGAGAAUUCGGGGAUCAUCAAGACGGCCCGUGUGCUGGACCGCGAGAGCCGCGACCACUACAGCUUCAUCGCCGUAACCCCAGAAGGGGCCACCGUGCAGGUCAAUGUGCUCGUGAGCGACAUCAACGACCACGCGCCCACUUUCCCCCGGCAGCACGGCUCCCUCCAGAUCCCAGAGCACACGCCCUUGGGCAGCCGCUUCCCCCUGGAGCCAGCCUUCGAUGCGGACAGCGGCCUGCUGGCCACCCAAGGGUAUACGAUCAAGGGGGCGAGUGCAGGCCAGGCCUUCCUCAUAGAGACCCGCCGUGGGCCAAAUGGGGUUCUGUACCCCGAGCUGGUGGUGAACAGCAUCUUGGACAGGGAGGUCCAUUCCAGGUACUCGCUGUUUCUGGAGGCCUAUGAUGGGGGGUCUCCGCCCCGGAGCUCCCAGAUGACCUUGGAUGUGUCUGUCCAGGAUAUUAAUGACAACGCCCCGGCCUUCAACCAGAGCCGCUACCACACCCUCAUCCCGGAAAACCUCCAGCCAGGCAGCAGCGUCCUGCAAGUCUUUGCCUCAGAUGCGGAUGAGGGGGACAACGGUGCGGUGGUGUAUGAGAUCAACCGCCGGCAAAGCGACCCCGAGCAGUACUUCACAAUUGACGCAGCCACGGGGGUGAUCAAGCUGAACAAGUGGCUCGAUUACGAGCUCCGGAAGGUCCACGAGCUGGUGGUCCAGGCCCGGGACAAGGCUGUGCACCCAGAAGUCUCCACUGCCUUUGUCACCAUCCAGGUGCGGGACUACAAUGACAACCAGCCCACCAUGACCAUCAUCUUCCUCAGUGAGGAUGGCUCUCCUCGCAUCUCUGAGGGGGCCCAGCCAGGGCAGUUUGUGGCGCGCAUCUCGGUCUCAGACCCCGACUACGGGGAGUACGCCCACGUCAAUGUUUCCCUGGAAGGCGGCGAAGGGAAGUUUGCCCUCACCACGAAGGACAACAUCAUCUACUUGAUCUGCGUGGACCAAAUGCUCGACCGGGAGGAACGGGACUCGUACGAGCUGCGCGUGACGGCCACGGAUGCUGGGACACCCCCCCUGCGCGCCGAGUCUGCCUUUGUGCUCCAGGUGACGGACGUCAAUGACAACCCGCCGCUCUUUGACGCUCAGGAGUACGAGCAAAGUGUGCCUGAGGUGGUCUACGCGGGCAGCUUCGUGCUGCAGGUGACUGCCCGCGACAAAGACCAGGGCCCCAACGGUGAGGUCCACUACAGCGUCCUGCACACGCCGCACACGCACUCCCACUGGUUUGCCAUCGACCCGGCCACGGGCAUCGUCACCACGGCCUCUGCUCUGGACUACGAGGUCGACCCCCAGCCUCAGCUGAUUGUGCUGGCCACUGACCGGGGCACACCGCCCCUCUCCUCCACGGCUGUGCUCCGGGUGAGCCUGCAGGAUGUCAAUGAUAACGAGCCAAUCUUCGAGAGCAACUUCUACAAUGUCUCCUUGAAAGAGAGUGUGCCUCCUGGCACCUGCUUCCUCCAGGUUACGGCCACAGACGCAGACAGUGGCUCCCUGGGCACCCUCUCCUACUCCCUGGGGACCGGCCUCAGCAGCACAGCCCCCUCAGCAUUCAGCCUGGGAGAGAAGACCGGCCAGCUCUGCACAACGCAGGACCUGGACCGCGACGAGGGCAUCACCUCCUUUGACUUCACGGUCACCGCUGUCGAUGGGGGCGGGCUAAGCUCCAUGGCCUACGUCAAGGUCUUCCUGGAGGAUGUCAACGACAACGCGCCAGCCUUCUACCCGCUGGAGUACGCCACGAGCAUCAGCACCCAGAGUCAGCCCGGCACGGCGGUGCUGCGGGUCACCGCCCACGACAAGGACCAUGGGGCGCACGGGCGGGUGACGUACCACAUUGCCGCGGGCAGCACCCCGGCCCUUUUCGCCAUCAACCCGGACACGGGCGCCAUCUCCCUGCUCCGGGCUCUGGCAGGCAAGGCCCACACGCUGGUGCAGCUGGAGGUCGCCGCGCGGGAUGGAGGGGGGCUGGUUGCCCAGCCCAAUGCUCGCGUCAACAUCAGCAUCAUGGCUGGCACAGUGUCCCCCCCCCAGUUUGAGCGGGCGCAGUAUUACUUCAAUAUCCCGGAAGACACCCAGCCAGGCAGCAGCGUGGGGGCUGUCCACGCCCACAACCCCCCAGGCCACGCAGAGAGUGUGCUUUACUCCAUCUCUUCGGGGGACCCCCAUGGCUACUUCUCCAUCGACCCAGGCUCGGGUCACCUCUACACCAGCCUGCCUCUGGACCACGAGGCCCACCCUGCCGUGGCGCUGGAGGUCCAGGCGCGCAGCGGCUCUCCCCCGGCGUACAGCAGCGCCCGGGUGCAGGUCAGCGUGACCGACGUGAACGACAACGUGCCGGUCUUCCCGGCCCCGUCCGACUCGGUGCUGCUGCCCGAGGGGGUGCCGCUGGGGACCGUGGUGUACACCGUCCAGGCCGAGGACCGGGACAGCGGAGCCAACGGGCAGGUGCACUUUGAGCUGGCCGCCGGACGCGGGGGGGCCUUCGCCGUGGAGCCCUUCUCAGGGAAGGUGCGGCUGACGGGGGCCCUGCAGAGGGAGGGAGGCGCCCCCCACACGCUGCUCAUCCUGGCACAAGACGGGGGGGCGCCCAGGCUCAGCGCCACCUUCACCCUCCUGGUCCACGUGCAGGCUGAGGACGAGCACGUGCCGGUGUUCGACACGCUGACCUACCGAGUGGAGCUGCGUGAGGGGGUGCCCGUGGGCACCCACUUCCUGCAGGUGCGGGCGCUGGCGCGGGAGUCCAGCGCCCCCCUCACCUACCGCCUGCGGGCCGACGGGGACGCCGCCAGCUUUGGCAUUGCCCCCGACACGGGCUGGCUGCACGUCCGCACGACCCUUGACCGGGAGGGGCAGGAGCUCUACGCGCUGACGGUCCUGGCCGUGGCCGGCUCCGGAGAGGGCCGGCAGACCGGCACCAGCACCGUGCGGAUCACCAUCACCGACGAGAACGACAACAGCCCCCGGCUCAGCGAGGAGCGCUACUUCUUCAGCGUGCCGGAGAACAGGCCGGCCGGCAGCAGCGUGGGCCGCGUCACUGCCAGCGACCGGGACGCCGGGCAGAACAGCCGCCUCAGCUACCGCCUGGUGCCACACGAGGGCCCCUUCCUGAUCCACACGCAGACUGGGGAGCUGAGCCUCCGCAGGAGCCUGGACCGGGAGCUGCAGGCCAGCCACCAGCUGCUGGUGCUGGUGCAGGACGGGGGGACCCCACCUCGCAGCACCACCGGCACUGUCUACGUGACCGUCCUGGAUGAGAACGACCAUCCACCCACCUUCCUGCAUGUGGCCGAGGGGCGGGAGCUGCUCCUGCAGGUUCCGGAGGAGAAGCCGCCUGGGCUGCUGGUCGCCUCGCUGCAGGCCAAGGACCCCGACGAAAGCGAGAACGGCACUGUCUCCUACACGCUGGCAGGGGCCUGGGCGGACCGCUUCUCCCUGCACGGGACCACGGGGGAGCUGCGCACCACGACCCCACUGCGCCAGGCAGAGCGGGGCGAGUACCUGUUCACGGUGACGGCGAGCGACCGGGGCGCUGUCCCCCUGAGCACUACCGCGGCAGUGCGCAUCCAGGUGGUGUCCACAGCCCGUGUGCUGCCCCGACCCGACCCCGCCGUGCUGACGUUCUACCCCACGGAGGGGCUGCAGCCUGGCUCGGCGGUCGGCUCAGUGGCGCUGCCGGAGCCCGCGGCACAUGGGCCAGCGACCUAUAUGCUGGUGGGGGGAGGCAGCGGGGACGGCCUCUUCGUGGUGGAUGCGAGCACGGGAGUGAUCUACGUGGCCCAGGAGCUGGACUACGAGGCUGGAGUGCGGCACACGCUGCAAGUGAGGGUGGAGGACGUCCAGCACGGCUACCCCAGCCAGCGCCUGGUGCUGGUGGAGAUCCACGUGCAGGACAGCAACGACCACGUGCCCACCUGGCCCCAGGACCCCGUCACCGUGGUGGUAUCCGAGAGCGCCGCCCCCGGCGUGCCCCUCUUCACCUUCCAGGCCCUGGACGGGGAUGGCCCCGGCCCCAACAGCCAGCUGAGCUACAGCCUCCAGCGCCAGGAGGGCACCCAGCCCGCCUUCCGGCUGGAUGCCCACAGCGGGGAGCUGAGCCUGCAGGGCGCUCUGGACCGCGAGGCCUGGCCGGCCUACUUGCUGGUCGUCCAGGCCACCGACCAGGCCGCCAAUGUCAGCCAGCGCCACUCGGCUGCUGUGACCGCACACGUCUUCGUGAUGGAUGAAAACGACAACAGCCCCGAGUUCCUCUCCCCGCCAAGGGUCGAUGUGCCGGAGGACCAGCCGACGGGCUUCCUGGUGCUUCAGGUGGUGGCCAGGGACCGCGACCUGGGAGAGAACGGGCGCGUCGGCUACACGCUGCGGGCUGGGAACGCCGAGGGCCAGUUCCACCUCAACCCCAGCACCGGGGCCUUGUCCAUCAUGCGGGCGCUGGACCGGGAGGACGCUUCCCAGCAUAAUCUGACUGUGGUGGCCACAGACCACGGAUCCCCACGGCGCUCGGCUACACAGCUGCUGGCGGUGCAUGUCCUGGACGUGAACGACGAGGUGCCCGCGUUUGAGCAAAGCCAUUACGAGGCCAGCGUGGCUGAGAACCUGCCCCCCGGCGUCCCGGUGCUGCAGCUGCGUGCCACGGACCGGGACCUAGGAGCCAGCGGGCAGGUGUCCUACGGCGGAAUCUCUGGGGACGACUUCUCCAUUGACCCCCAAACAGGCCUCGUCACCACUCGGCGCUCAUUAGACCACGAGGAGCGGGCCGAGCACUUGCUGACAGUGUACGCACAGGACAUGGGGCUGCCCCCUCACCAGGCCAAGGCCACCGUGCGCAUCCUGGUGGUGGAUGAAAACGACCAUGCCCCGCUCUUCCAAAGCGACGCCUGCUCCUUGGAGGUGCCCGAGAACCAGGCCCAGGUGGGCCUCCUCACUGUGCGCGCCACGGACCACGACGCGGGGGAGAACGGGCGCCUGUCCUACCGCCUGGCGGCUGGAGACCUGGAGAAAGACUUCAUCCUGGACCCCGUCUCAGGCCAGCUGUCCACCGCGCAAGGGCUGGAUCGGGAGCGUGUGGCCAGCUAUGCGCUGACCAUCCAGGCCUGUGACCACGGUGUGCCCCCACGCUGCGCCAGUCUGCUGGUCCACGUGCACGUCCUGGACCUGAACGACAAUGCCCCUCGCUUCGCACAGGAGGCCUACGGGGCGGAGGUGCCCGAGGACCUGCCCGCCGGGGCCCUGGUGCUGCAGCUGGACGCCUUCGACGCCGACGAGGGCUCCAAUGGCCGCGUCUCCUACUUCCUGGCCAAUGAGUCCCUGGGCACCUUCCAGGUGGAGCCACAGACAGGCCGCCUCACCAGCACGCAGCUGCUGGACCGGGAGCGCCGAGCGGCCUACCGCUUCCUGGCCCUGGCGGUGGACGCCUCCCCCCUGAACCCACGCAGCGCCUCCGUGCAGGUCACCGUCACUGUCCACGACGUGAACGACCACAUCCCGGCCUUCCCCUCCAGCCCGCUGCUCGUCAAGCUGCCCCGCAACACGCCUCCCAAGCGAGCGGUCGCCACGCUGCGUGCCGAGGACCAUGACGCGGGGGCCAACGCCUCCAUCCUCUACCGCUUCGCUGUGCCCACGCCGGCCUUUGCCAUCAACACCUACACGGGCUCCAUCCAGCUGCUGCAGCCGCUGGCUGCCCUCAGCCCCCGCCAGCGCACGCUCUUCGUCCUGGCCAGUGACCUGGGGCAGCCCCCGCUGUCCUCCACCGGCGUGGUCGUCAUCCACCUGCAGGACGAGCCCUACCAGGGCGUGCACUUCCCUCGCCCCGCCAGUGACGUCACGCUGCCCGAGAACGCCAGAGCAGGCACCACGGUGGUGAGCAUCCCGGCCACGCACACGGCAGGCUCCUCCGGCCGCAUCGUCUACAGCAUCCUCAGCGGCAACGAGAAGGGAGCCUUCCACAUCCAGCCCAGCUCAGGGCUGGUGUCCGUCCGGAGCCCCGGAAGCCUGGACUUUGAGCUGAGCGCGCGCUUGCGCCUGGUGCUGCAGGCCGAGUCAGCCUCUUCCUACGCCUUCAUGGCCGUGAACAUCAACCUGCAGGACGUCAACGACAACCAGCCACGCUUCCAGCUGCAGAACUACGUGGCCUUCAUCCGGGAGGCGCAGAGCUACGACUCGCCCGUCAUCCAGGUGGUGGCCGACGACUUGGACCAGGGCCUCAACGGCCAGGUGAGCUACACCAUCAACCAGACGCUGCCCAUGAACGGGCUGUACCACAUCAACGCGCAGACGGGGAUCAUCACGACGGCCGCCAUCCUGGACCGAGAGAUUUGGGCCCAGACGCGGCUGGUGCUGACGGCCACGGACAGAGGAAGCCCUCCCCUCGUGGGCUCGGCCACUCUCACGGUGGUGGUGAUGGACCUGAAUGACAACAGUCCCACCAUCCCUGCCCCCUGGGAGGUGCGGGUGCCUGAGAACGCCCUGGUGGGCACCGAGAUCACCAUGGUGACAGGCAACGAUGUGGACUGCGGGCCCGCGCUCUCAUACUCGCUUGUGCUGGACAGUGGCGCCGCCGGGGCCUUCAGCAUCCUGCGCUACGGAGGGCGCAUCACGCUGGUAGGGCCGCUGGACUACGAGGAGCGCCGCUCCUACGCCCUGACCGUGCGCGCCUCCGACUCCCAGCAUGAGACGGAGGCCAACGUCACUGUCCUCGUGGAGGACGUGAAUGACAACGCCCCCGCCUUCCCCCAGGCCCUGUACCAGGUGCUGCUGCCAGAACACACCCCAGCCGGCACCUCCAUCCUGACCCUCAGUGCCACAGACCUGGACUCAGGAGAGAACGGAGAGGUCAGCUACCAGCUGGCCGUGCCCAGCCGCCACGUCGCCAUCCACGCCAGCAACGGGACGUUGUUCACCACCCAGCCGCUGAUCCUGGAUCCAGGACGCCCCACCCUGGACCUCCUGGUUGAGGCUCGUGACGGGGGUGCGCCCCGGCUCUCCGCCUGGGCCACGGUGCAGAUCCACGUGCUCGAUGUGAACGACCACGGGCCCCAGUUCCUGGAGGCGCACUACAAUGCCUGCGUGGCCGAGGACCUGCGCCCAGGCGCGACCCUGCUCACCCUGGCGGCCUCCGACGCGGACGUGGCGCGGGACAACGCGGCCCUGGACUACACGAUCGUCAGCGGCAACAGCGGCCACGCCUUCCAGCUGGAGGGCCAGGUCAGUGGGGCCAGCAGCCUGGUCCUGGUCGAGCCCCUGGACUUCGAGGCCGUGGCGGUCUACAACCUGACGGUGGCCGUGGCUGACCGCGGAGUGCCGCAGCACAGCGCCGUGGUGCCCGUGGUCCUCACAGUGCUGGACGUCAAUGACAACCCCCCCGUCUUCGGGCGCACCACCUACCGCAUGGCUGUGAGCGAGGGCGCUGCGCCCGGCACGGAGCUGCUGCGCGUGGCGGCCCACGACCCCGACUCCGGCCCCCACGGCCAAGUGCACUACAGCAUCAGCUCGGGCGACCCCCACGGGCUCUUCCAGCUGCACCCGUCCAGCGGGGCCCUCCGCCUGGCCCAGGCCCUGGACUGCGAGGCACAGGUGCAGCACCUGCUGGUGGUCCGGGCCUCCGAUGGGGCGGGCGGACACUUCGCCCUCGCCUCCGUCACGGUGGAGGUCAAGGACGUCAAUGACAACCUCCCCUACUUCCCCAUCGAGGUGAUGAGCGCCAGCCUGCGGGAGAACCAGCCGCCGGGGAGCCUGGUCACCACCGUGCACGCGGUGGACACGGACGUGGGCGUCUUUGGGGAGCUGCGCUACGCCCUACUGCCGACAGAGGGCUCGGAGGCCUUCCGCCUCAACGGCACCUCGGGGCAGCUGCACGCACGCCUCCCCUUCGACUACGAGCGCACCAAGGCUGUCCAGCUGCUGGUGCAGGCCACGGAUGCCGGCAACAACUCGGCCUCAGCCACCGUGCGUGUCCUGGUGACUGGGGAGGAUGAGUACGAGCCGGUCUUCCUCAGCCCAGUGUUCAGCUUUGAAGUUCCCGAGGGGGCCCGUCGGGGGCAGAGCAUCGGGCACAUGCUGGCCACGGAUGAGGAUGAGGGGCCGGACGGGGUGGUGCUCUACACCCUGACCAAGCCGUCCCCCUUCUUCGGGAUCAACAAGACGAGCGGCGCCCUCUAUCUGCGCAUGGACAGCCAGGCGCCACCCGUGGGCCCCUCCACACGGGAGCCACGGGAGAUGGUGCUGGAGGUGCAGGCCCACAGCCCGCUGCCUGCCUCGCGCACCGCCUCUGCCCGGGUCACCCUCGACGUGACGCACACCUCGUUUGGCCUGGUGCCCGAGCUGAACCUGCUGCUGGUCGUGGCCGUGGCCGCCUCGCUCGGGGUGGUGGUGGUGCUGGCAGCCGUGGCCAUAGUGCUGGCCCUCGUCCGCUCCCGCCAGCGCCACGGCCAGAAGCAGGCCGACCUGGCCCACGUGCAGCCGAGCGGCUCCUUGCAAAAGCUGGGCCACGCCGAGCCGGUCCUGCCGGGGGCCAGCUGCCUCUACCACGAGGCCCUGCCCGGCUACGGCACGGAGCCGCCCGGGCCCUACGCCACCAGGGGCGGCUCGCUGGACCCCUCUCACUCGAGCGGGCGCGGCUCGGCCGAGGCGGCCGAAGAUGACGAGAUCCGCAUGAUCAAUGAGUGCCCCCGCAUGCCCAGCCUGGCCUCCUCCCUGCAGGAGCACCUGUCCGCCCGCGGGCCAGACUCGGGCAUCCAGACCGACGCCGACCGGCUCUCCGAGGUCUCCUGCGAGCCCACCGCCCUGGACGGCUCCCACUGGUUCAAGAACAGGAAGGGGCCGGCCUUGCUGCUCCCCGGGCAGCCCCCACAGCUCUACCGGGACGACGCGGGCGGCGGCGGCGCAGCGUUCCUGGGCGCCGGCUGCGGCCUCAGUGUCUCGUCCACCAAAGACUACACCUUCCCCGAGGACGGGAAGCCCUGCGUGGAUGGCUCCCUCACCGCCAUCGUGGCGAGCGAUGAGGAGCUCCGCGGCAGCUACAACUGGGAUUACCUGCUCAACUGGUGCCCCCAGUUCCAGCCGCUGGCCAGUGUCUUCACGGAGAUCGCGCGCCUGAAGGAUGAGAGCUCUCUGCGCAGGCCGUUCCCCGCCAAGCCCAAGCCCCGGAUAGACCCGCCGCCACUCAUCACCUCCGUGGCCCACCCCGGGGCCAAGUCCGUGCCCCCCAAGCCGGCCGUGGGCCGGGCCUUCCCACACCUGUCCUCCCUCAGACGGUCCCCCAUCAGUCACGAAGGCUCGCUCUCAUCAGCCGCCAUGUCGCCCAGCUUCUCGCCCUCCCUGUCUCCUCUGGCUGCUCGCUCGCCUGUGGUGUCCCCCUUCGGGGUCUCCCAGGGGCCUUCCGCUUCCUCCCUAAGCGCCGAGCACUCCUUGGGGAACUCGGAGGAGGCAGAGCUCCGCAUCUAG